AUGAUUGUGGACUUCAGGAAGAGCACUGUCCCCCCGCCCCCACCCUCCGUGAUGGACUCCCCCAUCACCUCUGUGGAGUCCUUCCGUUUCCUGGGCACCACCAUCACCCAGGACCUCAAGUGGGAGCCGACCAUCAGCUCCCUCAUCAAGAAGGCCCAGCAGAGGAUGUACUUCCUGCGGCAGCUCAGGAAAGCCAAGCUGCCUGCACAGAUGUUGGUGCAGUUCUACACGGCCAUCAUCGAGUCCAUCCUCACCUCCUCCAUCACCGUGUGGUUCGCUGGAGCCACAGUCAGGGACAAACAGAGACUACAGCGCAUUGUGCGCUCUGCAGAGGAAGUGAUCGGCCGCAGCCUUCCAUCGCUGCAGGACCUUGCCAUCUGCGGAUAUUGUUGUCUUUUUGACAUCAUCGUCUUUUUACUCUGUUUUGGAGACAAUUAA
This is a messenger RNA of Knipowitschia caucasica, 438 nucleotides long. The record is from the annotation of a GenBank genome assembly. NCBI's taxonomy places the organism in Eukaryota, Metazoa, Chordata, Actinopteri, Gobiiformes, Gobiidae.